Aspergillus versicolor CBS 583.65 is the source of this 1860-nucleotide messenger RNA. Its product is annotated as acyl--CoA ligase. Gene Ontology annotation, molecular function: CoA-ligase activity. Bases 25 to 1719 code for a protein of 564 amino acids. The record is from RefSeq and is a predicted model, not a curated record. NCBI's taxonomy places the organism in Eukaryota, Fungi, Ascomycota, Eurotiomycetes, Eurotiales, Aspergillaceae. The transcript is spliced from 4 exons. Gene Ontology annotation, biological process: secondary metabolic process.
CUCACCAAACACCAAACCGCCACAAUGCUCAAGUCAUCCUUCCAAGCAGACAUCCCAGUCACAGACGUCGCCUCGUUCGUCUUCAGCUCCGGCACGCCCGCCUCGCGCCAGUCACCGCAGUACUUCGACGCCGCUACUCCGUCCAAAUGCUUUAGUCUCGCCCAGGCUGAGGGGUACGUGAAGCAGAUCGCGCGCGGUCUGGAAUCGCUGGGGCUCCAGCCAAACGACAAGGUUCUUCUCUACUCAAGUAACGAUAUCUUCUUCCCGGUCGUGGUAUGGGGCGUUCUAGCCGGGCGGUUUGUCUUUACGGCUGCGUCGCCGACGGCCAGUGUUAACGAACUGGAAUAUCAGCUCCGCGACUCAGGCGCGAAACUCCUUCUUGCUGGUCCGAGCCAGGUAUCCGUUGCGUUGGACGCAGCGGCGCGGGUCGGACUGCCCCGGGAUAAGGUGUAUUUAUUCUGCGACCCUGGCGAUGCCUCAAGCUACUCAUCGCAAGAUCUGCCUGUGUGGACGCAGUUCUGGCGGCCCGCUGCAGAAGUACAGUCCUGGUCGUGGAGGAAGAUAGACACACUAGACGAAGCUAAAGACACGACAGCGAUUAUCAACUACUCCAGUGGAACAACAGGUCUUCCCAAGGGGGUAGAGAUAUCGCACUACAAUCUCGUUGCGAAUUCGACGCAGCUACUGGCCGUACGUGCUCUCGUAUCCAACGACAAGAAGGGUAGAGAUCGCAAAGAACGACUCGAUAGUUCGGGGGAGAGAUGGCUGGCGCCGCUUCCUAUGUACCAUGCAUAUGGCCAAACAUACUACUGCCUGAACGCGGCACGCGCAGGCGCAAAGGUAUUCAUUAUGAAAUCGUUCGACGUGCAGAAAUACCUCCUCUACAUGGACAUCUACCGCAUUACAUUCAUGGCCUCGGUCCCCGCCAUAAUGGCCACGCUAGCCAAGCAGUCCAACGCCUCAGCGUACAAUCUCCGAGCUAUUGAAGUGGUGACUAGUGGCUCUGCGCCACUUAGUGCUGAACUCGGCCGGAUCAUUGCUAAGAUGUACCUCCGUCCGGGGGUAGGUGUCAAGCAGGGCUGGGGGAUGACGGAGACGACGUGCACGAUUACGACAUUUCCGCCGGACGAGGAGGACGAUGGUCGGUCUAUUGGGUAUCUGGCUCCGAACUGUGCUGCGCGGAUUGAGGCUGUUGAGGGGAGGGAUUUCAGUGGUGCUGCGCCGAAGGGGGCGGCUGUGGGUGAGAUCUGGGUUGCUGGGCCGAAUGUUAUGAAGUGUUAUUAUAAAAAGCCGGAUGCAACGAAGGAGACGAUUGUUGAGGAAGGUGGGAUGAGGUGGUUGAGGACGGGGGAUAUUGGGUACUUUGAUGAGAAAGGCCGGUUGUAUAUCGUUGACCGGUUGAAGGAACUCAUCAAGGUCAAGGGCCUGCAGGUUGCCCCAGCUGAGCUGGAGCAGUACCUGCUUACCCAUCCGGAUGUUGCUGAUGCAGCAGUUGUCGGUGCUAAAGUAAACGGUGGAGAGUAUCCUCGAGCAUUCGUCGUGCGCAAGGAAGGGACUGUGACAGGAACUGAACUGUUCGACAUGAUCAAAGCGCAGUUUGCACCGCACAAGUGGCUCACGGGGGGAGUAUACUUCAUCGACCAGAUACCGCGGACUGGUAGUGGGAAGAUCAUGCGGCGCAAUCUGCCUACUGAGCCAGAGGCUCGUGCAAAGCUAUGAGAUGGUAAUUAGGGCUUUGCGGCAUAUUUGAUAGCCUAGACUAGCAUAAAGUGCGAUUCUGAUCAUAUCUCUUCUGGUUUGCAUCCAGGCCAGAUUGGAUUACCUAGUCGUAGAUCUUCUAAGCAGUCAGUUAUGUCUCCG